UAGUCUUAGUCUGUGCCUGUGAUAGUGUAUUGAAUGUUGGUAUUUUUGGUUUAAAUUUAAUUAUUUCUGAAUAUUAUGUCGAAUACUACAAUUUUAAAAACCAGUAAAUGUUGUGUUCCCAAUUGUCAUGAUAAAUAUAGUAAACGUCAUCGUUUUCCGAAACCAGAUAAGGAGCCAGAAAUUUUCCAAGUGUGGCUCAAAAAAGUGAAUAAUCCAUUUUUUAAAAGUAAAACACAUGAACAAAUACGCAAAUCCUAUUUGGUUUGUGAUAGGCAUUUUAGGAAUGAAGUCAAAUUAGGUAGCCUCAGAGGUCUUUGGAAAACUGCUAUCCCAACUUUAUUCCUUCCUGGAAGAGAAAAAAUUGGAGCAGAUGGUAAUGAUCAUAAUGAAGAUCAAGGCUUCAUUGUCUUAGAUGAUGUUCCAAAUAAAUUAGCAGAAAAUACACAAAUUCUGACUAGCCAACCAACACUAAAAAAUUCUAUUGAUUUGAGGUGCUACUCCACAAUUACAGAAAAAAUGUCGAAAUUCAAGGUGCUGGUUGCAAACAGUUCAGUUCCACAGAUAGCGCACGAUUUACUGAAAGCUGAAUGCGAUGUCAGAGUUUGCGAAGCUGAGAGAGAACCAAUUCUUCAGAAUAUCAGAGGUGUUGACGCAUUAUUCUGGUCCUCUCAUCACAAGCUUGAUAAAGAAAUGCUUGAUAAGGCAGGACCGCAACUCAAGGUCAUUGGCACAAUGUCUGCUGGAUACGAUAACAUAGAUGUAGAAGAAAUACGAAAAAGAGGCAUCAAGUUUGGAAAUACCCCUGGAGUGUUAAAUAAUGCAGUAGCUGACAUGACGGUUCUCCUAGCUUUGAUGACUUCAAGGAGAUAUCUAGAAGGCAGAGAAUCGAUAGAAAAAUCGACUUGGUCGGAAAAAAAUGGACCGCAAUGGUUGCUUGGAAGGGAUCUCAGUGGAUCAACAGUUGGAAUUGUAGGACUUGGAAAUAUAGGACAAACCAUUCUCCUACGGCUCAAAUGCUUCAAUGUUGAAAAAUUUCUCUAUACUGGACAUAAAGAAAAGCCAGAGGGGAAAUGUCUAAGUGCUCAUUUCGUGCCAAUGGACACCCUCCUGCAAGAAAGUGAUUUCGUAAUUGCCAGUGUUCCAUUAACAAAAUCAACCGAGGGGAUGUUCAAUGCUGAAGCAUUUUCCAAAAUGAAGAAGACGGCAAUUUUCAUCAACGUGAGCAGAGGAGGUAUAGUAAACCAACCGGAUCUAGUGGAAGCUUUGAAGAAAAAUCAGAUAUAUGCUGCUGGAAUUGAUGUCAUGACACCAGAACCUCUGCCACCUGAUCAUGAAUUGCUAAAACUCAAAAACUGCGUUGUGACACCCCACAUGGGAAGUGCUACUAUUAAUACAAGAAAUAGUAUGGCAGAACUGGCUGCAAAAAAUAUCCUGAAAGCGUUGAAAGGAGAGCCAAUGAUAGCACCAGUUGUUUAAAUGUUGAAAAGUGUUAAGAUAUUUUUAUACUUGUAAUUAAUUAAUUUUAUUUAUAAUUGAAAUUGUUACUUUUAGUUUUUUCUUUUGGACCUGUCCCAUACAUUUUGUAAAUUAUGUCAUAAGGGAUCAAUAAACUAUUGUUAUUGUUAUUGUUAAUACAGUUCCAAGAAAUCUCA
Harmonia axyridis is the source of this 1652-nucleotide messenger RNA. Its product is annotated as glyoxylate reductase/hydroxypyruvate reductase-like. Bases 76 to 1476 code for a protein of 466 amino acids. Gene Ontology annotation, cellular component: cytosol. Lineage: Eukaryota; Metazoa; Arthropoda; Insecta; Coleoptera; Coccinellidae. Gene Ontology annotation, molecular function: glyoxylate reductase (NADPH) activity; hydroxypyruvate reductase (NADH) activity; hydroxypyruvate reductase [NAD(P)H] activity. The record is from RefSeq and is a predicted model, not a curated record. The transcript has 8 exons.